GCAGGAACGCACAGGCACACAGUUUCCUCCUCCGUUGGAGACAUGCGACGCGCAAAUGAAACUCGUCAGCUUAAAAGCGUCCAACGUGUACGCCGAAGAGAAGGACGAUGCCACAAACACGAUCGACUUCACAAAGAUGAUAGGGGUGGAGCAUCACCUGCAGCGCGAGCUGGUCCGGCCAACACCAUCCCUAACAGGAUGCGCACCACCCCGCCACGCCGACAUGGGCAUGGGCUUGUACCGCUUCUCCAACGCCACAAAUCCGGUUUUUAUCUUCGUCAGCGCCGAUGACCGCAGCAGUGUGUGCGCGCGCUUCUUUUGCACCCGUUUUGUGCACUACUUCCGCUGGAAAGGCGAAAGCAUUCAGUUCUACGUCGCGUCUGCGAACUUUCAUGACCACAAACCAGCCUGCUUUGACGCGCAACGGGAGGCGUGGCGGGAGCACAAUCGGCGAUGCAUCGAUGCUGCCGUAAACUACUUCACCUCUGACCCGAAGCUGGGUUUUGUGGCGACGCCGGUGGCCUUUAUUUACACCGACUGCAGAGCAAAGAGCACGCGGGAGGAGAUAUUGAAGCUGCUCCCGCACGACCGCCCCUUUCUCAUCCGCUGGCUUUACUUUGCCGAGGACUGGGACACGGCGGAUGAGGAAAUGGAUCGACGCAUCAUGGUCAGCCUGCAGCGCCAGGCGUUGCGUGUGUCGCGGUGCAGCGGCAGCGUCGUCUGCUCCGACAUGGCGAGCUUCCUGAACGCGAUGCUGCCUGUCUUGUAUCAGCUGUACACGAAGGAGCCGGUCGACGGGGCACCGAGCGAGACUCUCCGCUCGUUUCCUCCUGUCUUCUUCACGCGACACGGUCAAUCGGAGUACAACGUAGAGGACCGCCUAGGCGGCAAUUCGGAUCUCACAGAUACCGGUCGAGAAGACGCGGAGGCCAUCGCGUACUUCUUCGAACACGAGGUGCGCACGAAUGAGCGGCUGUUCGCGGACCGCAGCGUGUCUUGGGGAGAGAACGCCGCGUUUGAGGUGUGGUGCAGCCAGCUGCGGCGCACGCAGAGCACAGCGCAGCCGACGGCGAACAUUCUCACUGAGGGGGUGCUGAAGACGUUGAAGUCACUUAACGAGAUACACGCCGGCAUUUGCGAGGACAUGACAAACGAUGAGAUCAAACUGCUCUACCCUUUUAUCCAAUCCUUCCGUCACAUGGACAAGGUUGGCUUUCGCUACCCCGACGGCGAAUCCUACGUUGACCUGGUGCGCCGCCUCACGCCGCUGCUAAUCGACUUGAACAACUGCACCAAGUGUGUGGUGGUCGUGGCACAUCAGGCUGUCCUGCGCACCGUGCUCUCUUUCUUUGGUGGUCGACCGGUCGAGGAGGCGGUGCACGUGCCGUGCCCUCAGCGCACGGUGUGGGUCUGCACCACGAAUCGCCUCGGCGAACCUCAGCUCGCAGAGAUCACGCUAUCGCGCCGUCGAAAAGACGAAGGGGAGACGCAGGCGAGGUGGGAGGGGUGGUGA
This is a messenger RNA of Leptomonas pyrrhocoris, 1513 nucleotides long. RefSeq names its product fructose-6-phosphate2-kinase/fructose-26-bisph os phatase-likeprotein. The coding region runs from base 56 to 1513 and encodes 485 amino acids. Lineage: Eukaryota; Euglenozoa; Kinetoplastea; Trypanosomatida; Trypanosomatidae. The transcript has a single exon. Gene Ontology annotation, biological process: fructose 2,6-bisphosphate metabolic process. The record is from RefSeq and is a predicted model, not a curated record. Gene Ontology annotation, cellular component: cytosol. Gene Ontology annotation, molecular function: 6-phosphofructo-2-kinase activity; fructose-2,6-bisphosphate 2-phosphatase activity; ATP binding.